AUGAUUCGAUUUGGACAGAAGUCUAUCAUCUUCCUGAUUAACAACGGUGGUUACACCAUUGAAGUAGAGAUCCACGACGGGCCUUACAAUGUAAUCAAGAACUGGAAUUACACUGCAUUAGUAGAUGCAAUCCACAAUGAUGAAGGAAAUUGCUGGACAACUAAGGUACAAUAUGAAGAAGAACUAGUUAAAGCAAUUGAAACUGCAACCGGAGACAAGAAAGACUGCUUAUGCUUCAUCGAAGUGAUUGUUCACAAGGACGACACCAGCAAAGAGCUACUCGAAUGGGGUUCUAGGGUCUCAGCAGCGAAUAGUCGCCCUCCCAACCCGCAAUAG
This is a messenger RNA of Fraxinus pennsylvanica, 336 nucleotides long. NCBI's taxonomy places the organism in Eukaryota, Viridiplantae, Streptophyta, Magnoliopsida, Lamiales, Oleaceae. The record is from the annotation of a GenBank genome assembly.